AUGGUGGUUAAGCUCUCGAAAGCGGAGAAGAAGGUCCGCUACGACAAGAAGCUGUGCUCGCUUCUGGACGAGUACGGGAAGGUCCUAAUCGCCGCCGCCGACAAUGUUGGGUCCAACCAGCUCCAGAGCAUCCGUAGGGGCCUCCGCGGCGACUCCGUCAUCCUCAUGGGCAAGAACACCCUCAUCCGCCGCCGCAUCCGCUUCCACACCGAGAAGAUCGGCAACAAGGACUUCCUCAACCUCCUCCCCCUUCUCGUCGGGAAUGUGGGAUUGAUAUUCACAAAGGGUGAUCUUAAUGCAACCAAGAAGGUUUUUGUUGCAUUAACAUCGGUUUUUACCCCAUGGAAUGUGAUAUUCACAAAUAAAGGAUGA
Molecule: messenger RNA, 372 nt
Organism: Zingiber officinale
Lineage: Eukaryota; Viridiplantae; Streptophyta; Magnoliopsida; Zingiberales; Zingiberaceae
Product: 60S acidic ribosomal protein P0-like
Exons: 2
Coding region: 1-372 (123 amino acids)
Biological process (GO): cytoplasmic translation; ribosomal large subunit assembly
Cellular component (GO): cytosolic large ribosomal subunit
Molecular function (GO): large ribosomal subunit rRNA binding; structural constituent of ribosome
Source: RefSeq, a predicted model, not a curated record